AUGGACUCAAGGAUCAUCGGAGGUUACAGGGUCUGUCAGAGGUUUGAUAUAUACGACACCUGUACGGAUCCUAAUAUCGCUGUGAGGAACUCGGUCUAUUUCAUCGCAACACAAGAUUCCAAAAACUGUGAGAGUGAGACCAGCCCCCAAUCCAUCGCUGCUGUGGUAGGACCGACAACAAGCAGCGCAGCCGUCUCAGUGGCAAGUCUCUUUAACCUCUUCACCUUACCGGAAGUUAGCUACGCUGCCACGAGUGAAAUACUCAGCGAGUCAAGAUUCAAAUAUUUCACGCGGACAGUCCCAACUGACACGUUCCAAGCCCGAGCCAUGGCCCAUCUCGUCCACCACUUCGAUUUCCACACCGUAGCCCUCAUCGGCAACGACGAAGGAGCUUACGGUGUGAGCGGCGUCUAUAUGUUCGAAGAUGAGGCCUCCAAGUUCAACAUCUGCAUCGCCUACCAAAAUAUCUUCGGCGUCAGCGAUGACCAGUCAGACUUUGAGGAAAUCGUCAACGAUCUCAGGAAAAUCCCAGAUGUUCGAGUAAUUGUUGCCUUUGCGAACGAAGCCCCAAUGAGUCGGCUUCUCAACUAUUUCGCAGACCACAAUGUCACUGGAUACAUGUGGAUAGGCAGUGAUGGUUGGGGAGCAUCGAAAACCAUACUUGACCCUCGGAUAUCCCGUAUCACCAACGGAAUGAUCGGAGUCUUCCCGCACACCGAGACCAUCAAUGGCUUCGAGGAUUACAUCUUAAAUCUAACCCCAGAAGCCUUGGACUACCAGGAUCCAUUCUUGAACGAGUACUGGCAAGAGUUCUUCCAGUGUUACCUUCCAGGUGUUUCCGAGAUGGAUGUUCACGAAUACGGUAGGAAAUGCACCGGGGAAGAGUCGUUUUACAGUACCCGUCCCUUUUCCAACACGUCCUUAGUUUCUUCCGUUGUGGAUUCAGUUGAGGUCGUAGCUCGCGCCAUGCACACAACACUCAAUUGCGAUGAUGGACAGUGUGAUUCGCGCGAAGAUGUCGGUAUCCCAGGCGAAGUUUUGAUCGAGUGCAUGAAGAAUGUAGAUUUCAUGGGCCACUCGGGCUACAGGUUGUCUCCAAACGAGCGCGGAAAUCUAGCAGGAGAUGCCUGGUAUGACUUCUAUAACUUGCAACCAAAGUACCCCUGCUCGGAGGAGUUUCAUCUCAAAGUCGUCGGGUUCUGGAAGGAAGCUGAUGUUUCGAUCUCAAACUUGGAAGAGAUCUACUGGCCGAUGACAAACACUUGUACUUCGGCAUCUUCCAGACCCAGAUCGAUAUGCGGAGAGACGUGUUAUCCAGGUACCCGACGCAUUUCUCUUGACAUCAGCAGUUGCUGUUGGAUAUGUGUGCCUUGCUCCAAUAACCACUUCAGCAAUGAGAGCAAUGCCUUAUCUUGCUUUCCGUGUAGCGAUGAACAAAUAUCAAACGAGGAUCGAACGGAAUGCCUAGACUUACCUUAUGCCUUUACAGAACUCACAUCCAAGAUCGGUUUGGCUGCUUUAGCUAUUGCCAUCAUUGGCUGGCUGAUAUGUGUCGCCAUCGUCAUCAUCUUCAUGCUCAAAGAAAACACAACUAUUAUUUUCCAUGCCUUUGCGCGCUCCUGGACCUUUGUGCUACUAGGAAUCGCCAUGACGUUUUUCACUGCAACACUCUCUGUCAUCCCCGCCUCGGAGCUGACUUGCCUUAUCGUAGCAGGUACCCAGCUAUUGCCAGUCUCUAUCACAGAAGGAAGCCUUAUUCUCGCUGCCUACUGCACCUUCAAUAAGAAACAUGUCCAGCUUAAUAACUGGGCGCUCUUCAUGAUCGCCAUCCUCUUCGUUCACGGGCAAUGCAUCCUGGUCUGGAUGUUGACCAGCCGUCCCGUAGUCACCAAGACAGUCGAUCGCGACCACCGCCUCGUAUACGUUGACUGCGUCAGCUCUGGUAGCUACGACGGCAUCGUGGUGGUCAUCACCUACUGUAUCCUGCUCGACAUCAUCGGGAUAUUCGUCUCUUUCAACAUCCGAAACCGCGACAAAAACUUUCAAGAAGGAAAGUUCAUCUUCUUUUCAUUCAUCAUUCAAGUCAUGGUGUGGGUGACCAUAAUGGUCAUUUAUUUAGUGCUACCAAGUGGUCGGCUUUAUCGAACCUUUGUGCUAUCUUUUGGUCUCAUGGUUUCGAGCGUUGCCAAUCUGGGCUGUCUCUUUGUGCCAAAACUUUACGUGUUAAAGUGCAAACCUGACAUUAAUCCACCGAUCAAGAAGAGGUAUAGAGAUCAACUUUGGCAGUGGAAGUUUAAGAGGAGAGACGGAGAAGAUGAAGUUACAGCAGAGGCGAGAUUCGGCGAAUCAAUACGGAGCCAUGCUGCACGCAGUGCAAUACUAAAUAAUUACAGAAAAGCGUUAGCUGCCAUACGCGAUGAGACGGCCCAGGCUAUACGAAUGUAUGGUAUCUGCAACGAUAGAAUAGAUGAUAUGAAAUUAAGACACAGACGAAAGAUGGAGGAAGUUUCCAUGACAACCAACAGCAUUAAGAGUAGCAGGGUGCAACUUGUCCUUUCAUCGCCUUCAAUCGAAGUGACGUAUUGCUGACGUCACGAAAUUACAAUAUUAAAAUACAUCUUAAGCUUGAAAUAAUACAGUAAAUUGUAUUGUUCAUUUUUACUACAUAAUUGUUUAUUGAUGGUGCUAGGUUGGCAGUUGAGCGUACACGAUAGUCACCUAAAAAUACGAUUUUUUGUAAUACGUUGAGUCGGUGUAAAGUUGCUAACUAAUUCUGUUUAUGUGUAUUGUGAGAUUUCUAAAGAUUCACUAAGUCCUGUUAAAACGACGUGCACAUUUCUCAGCUUUUGUUCAUCUUGUACUCACUGAAUAAAUAAAUGUCAAUUCUAAUUCAUCUAACAGCAAAUAGAAAUGUAGAAAAUAAUAAAUUUUCAAACUAGCCUUCUGAUCAUGGACGCUUCUGGAGAUCAUCAUGUGACAGUUUUCCACCACAGACUUGGACAUACUGGACGAACUGAUAACGAGGUUUUCUGAGUGCGACGCAAAACUGUUCUCCAAUGUUUCAGUUGACCCCCUCCCCUUUCGAAUUAUAAGGCAAAUGAUCGUACAGAAAAAUGUGAAAUUCGGUAUUAGGUUAAUUAAUCUAACAAACAAGCAAACAAACAACCAUAAAACACUACGACAUGAAUAUGCUGAUAGUCCUAACCUGAAUAUUUGCAGGAAAUUCCCGCGCUCAAGACCCGGGCUCAAGAUCUGCGGUUAAUCCAUGCCCGUGAAUUUAUGGUAUGCUGCCACCAUCGUUCCAAAAUAUAUAACCAAAUACCCAUGUACUUCAAGUAAAAAAGAA
This is a messenger RNA of Lytechinus variegatus (green sea urchin), 3346 nucleotides long. Its product is annotated as extracellular calcium-sensing receptor-like. The transcript is spliced from 7 exons. Gene Ontology annotation, cellular component: membrane. The record is from RefSeq and is a predicted model, not a curated record. Gene Ontology annotation, biological process: G protein-coupled glutamate receptor signaling pathway; regulation of synaptic transmission, glutamatergic. NCBI's taxonomy places the organism in Eukaryota, Metazoa, Echinodermata, Echinoidea, Temnopleuroida, Toxopneustidae. Bases 1 to 2589 code for a protein of 862 amino acids. Gene Ontology annotation, molecular function: group II metabotropic glutamate receptor activity.